Messenger RNA from Elephantulus edwardii (Cape elephant shrew), 4260 nucleotides. RefSeq names its product phospholipase C, eta 2 (gene PLCH2). The transcript is spliced from 23 exons. The record is from RefSeq and is a predicted model, not a curated record. Lineage: Eukaryota; Metazoa; Chordata; Mammalia; Macroscelidea; Macroscelididae. Gene Ontology annotation, molecular function: calcium ion binding; phosphatidylinositol-4,5-bisphosphate phospholipase C activity. The coding region runs from base 97 to 4260 and encodes 1387 amino acids. Gene Ontology annotation, biological process: lipid metabolic process; phosphatidylinositol-mediated signaling.
GCAGUGGCUUGUCUGGCCGAGGAACUGCUGCUCCAGGUCGCAGGGAGUGUGGCUGUGUCUCCAAGGCAGCAGCCUGGCCUGUUUGUGGAGCGGUGCAUGAGUGCCAUGCAGGCAGGGACGCAGAUGGUGAAGCUCCGAGGUGGCUCCAAAGGUCUCGUCCGCUUCUACUACCUGGAUGAGCACCGCUCCUGCAUCCGAUGGCGGCCCUCACGCAAGAACGAGAAAGCCAAGAUCUCCAUUGACUCCAUCCAGGAGGUGAGCGAGGGCCGGCAGUCCGAGAUCUUCCAGCGCUACCCCGAUGGCAGCUUCGACCCCAACUGCUGCUUCAGCGUCUACUACGGUGACCACCGGGACUCACUGGACCUGGUCUCCUCCAGUGGGGACGAGGCCCGUAUCUGGGUCACCGGCCUGCGCUAUCUGAUGGCUGGCAUCAGCGACGAGGACAGCCUGGCCCGUCGGCAGCGCACCAGGGACCAGUGGCUGAAGCAGACGUUCGACGAGGCCGACAAGAACGGGGACGGAAGCCUGAGCAUCGGCGAGGUCCUGCAGCUGCUGCACAAGCUUAACGUGAACCUGCCACGGCAGCGCGUGAAGCAGAUGUUCAAGGAGGCAGACACAGAUGACCAGCAGGGCACACUGGACUUCGAGGAGUUCUGUGCCUUCUACAAAGUGAUGUCCACCCGCCGAGACCUGUACCUGCUCCUGCUGGCCUACAGCAACCACAAGGACCACCUGGACGCCGCUGACCUGCAGCGCUUCCUGGAGGUGGAGCAGAAGAUGACAGGUGUGACUCUUGAGAGCUGCCGGGACAUCAUUGAGCAGUUUGAGCCCUGCCCGGAAAACAAGAGCAAAGGGGUACUGGGCAUUGAUGGCUUCACCAACUACACUCGCAGCCCAGCUGGCGACAUCUUCAACCCUGCUCACCACAGCGUGCACCAGGACAUGAGUCGCCCGCUGAGCCAUUACUUUAUCACCUCGUCCCACAACACCUACCUCGUGGGUGACCAGCUCAUGUCCCAAUCCCGCGUGGACAUGUAUGCCUGGGUCCUGCAGGCCGGCUGCCGCUGCGUGGAGGUGGACUGCUGGGACGGGCCUGACGGUGAGCCCAUUGUGCACCACGGGUACACUCUGACCUCCAAGAUCCUCUUCAAAGAUGUCAUCGAAACCAUCAACAAAUACGCCUUCAUCAAGAACGAGUACCCAGUGAUCCUGUCCAUAGAGAACCAUUGCAGCGUUGUCCAGCAGAAGAAGAUGGCCCAGUACCUGACGGAUAUCCUCGGGGACAAGUUGGACUUGUCGUCUGUGAGCGGCGAGGACCUCUCCAUGCUUCCCUCUCCAGAGAUGCUCAAGGGCAAGAUCCUGGUGAAGGGGAAGAAGCUCCCAGCCAACAUCAGUGAAGAUGCCGAGGAGGGCGAGGUGUCUGAUGAAGACAGUGCCGACGAGAUUGACGAUGACUGCAAGCUUCUCAAUGGGGAUGCCUCCACCAACCGGAAGCGUGUGGAGAACAUUGCAAAGAGGAAACUGGAUUCCCUCAUCAAGGAGUCCAAGAUCCGGGACUGUGAAGACCCCAACGACUUCUCUGUGUCUACCCUGUCCCCUUCAUGGAAGCUAGGGCACAGGGCUGAAGGCAAGAAGGGGCAGAGCAAAGCUGAAGAGGACGUAGACUCUGGGGAGGAUGCCGGGGCCAGUCGGCGGAACAGCCGGCUCCUUAUGAACAGCUUCUCCAAGCGCAAGAAAAAAGGCAGCAAAUUAAAGAAGACAGCCAGUGUGGAGGAGGGAACAGAGGACCUGGACUCCCAAGGAAGCCAGAGCCGAGGGGUGACCCGGCAGAAGAAGACCAUGAAGCUGUCACGGGCCCUGUCAGAUCUGGUGAAGUACACCAAGUCUGUGGGAACUCAUGACGUGGAGACCGAGGUGGCAUCCAGCUGGCAGGUGUCAUCCUUCAGUGAGACCAAGGCGCAUCAGAUCCUGCAGCAGAAGCCGGCGCAGUAUCUGCGCUUCAACCAGCACCAGCUGUCCCGCAUCUACCCCUCGUCCUACCGCGUUGACUCCAGCAACUACAACCCACAGCCCUUCUGGAAUGCUGGCUGCCAGAUGGUGGCCCUGAACUACCAGUCAGAGGGACGCAUGCUGCAGCUCAACCGCGCCAAGUUCAGUGCCAAUGGCAACUGUGGCUACGUGCUCAAGCCUCCGUGCAUGUGCCAGGGUGUCUUCAACCCCAACUCUGAGGAUCCACUGCCCGGGCAGCUCAAGAAGCAGCUGGUGUUGAGGAUCAUCAGCGGACAGCAGCUCCCCAAGCCGAGGGACUCCAUGCUGGGGGACCGUGGGGAGAUCAUCGACCCCUUCGUGGAGGUGGAGCUUAUUGGACUCCCCGUGGACUGUAACAAGGAGCAGACCCGCGUGGUGGACGACAACGGAUUCAACCCCAUGUGGGAGGAGACCCUGGUGUUCCUGGUGCACAUGCCGGAGAUGGCCCUGGUCCGAUUCCUCGUGUGGGACCAUGACCCCAUUGGGCGGGACUUCAUCGGCCAGAGGACACUGGCCUUCAGCAGUAUGAUGCCAGGCUAUCGGCACGUGUACCUGGAGGGCAUGGAGCAGGCCUCCAUCUUUGUCCAUGUGGCCAUCAGUGACGUCAGUGGUAAGGUCAAACAGGCUCUGGGCCUAAAAGGCCUGUUCCUCCGCGGCCCAAAGCCCGGCUCACUGGACAGUCAUGCUGCUGGGCGACCACCACCCCGGCCCUCCGUUAGCCAGCGGCUUCUGCGGCGCACGGCCAGCGCCCCCACCAAGAGCCACAAGCCGGGCCGCAAGGGCUUCCCGGAGCUGGUCGUUGGCACGCAGGACGCGGGCUCUGAGGGGGCUGCGGACGACGUGGCGCCGCCCAGCCCCAGCCCUGCCCCAGGGGCCCUGCCCCACGAGGGGCCCAACAGCAUCAGCCCCCAAGAUGCUCGCCCCCCGUCCAUGCAGAGGUCAGUCUCCUCCCUGUGUGGCCUGGAGACCAUCGCCGAGGAGCCGACCCCUGGCCCUCCACUGCCACUGGCCACCCCCACCAGCUCCUGUCUGGAAGGCCCCCAGUGCUCCAAAGGACUUGGCACCAGUGCUGGGGCAGGCUCCCAAGAGGUGGUCCUGGGAGCUUCUGGGCCCCCUCAGCUCAGGACUGGGGGCCACAGGGACACUGAGGCACGCCCUGACAGCAGGUGGUGGGCAUGCCACAGUGGGGACCCUUGGGGGACAUCUGAGGGGCCUGCUGACAGUCAGAUGGGCUGCAGGGGCCUGCCCCGAGCACCAGGCCAGCUGCCCAUGGUGAGAAAGGCCAGGAGUGAGGUGCAGGCGCCCACAGAGGUGCUGAGUGGGAGGCGGCCCCUUGCUGGGCCUUCCCCCACCCCCGCCGUGUACUCAGAUGCCACAAGCAGUGACCGGUUGUGGCAGCGCCUGGAACCCGGCAGCCACCGUGACAGUGUGUCCUCAUCCUCCAGCAUGUCCUCCAGCGAUACUGUCAUUGACCUCUCCCUGCCCAGCCUGGGCCUGGGCCGCAGCCGGGAGAGCCUGGCUGGGGCCGCAUCUGGUCGCCUGCCCCCAAGGCCCUGCCCCACCUGCCCAGGUCUACCCCUGGUGACCAAGAGCAAGUCCAACCCCAACCUGCGGGUCACUGGCCAGCUGCCUUCUGCACCCGAUGAGCUGCGGCCCAGACCCUUGGCCCCUCGGCCACAUGGAUCCCUGCCUGGCCCCCGGCCCCGACCCCCCUGGAGUCGCCUCUCCCUGGUGGGCCUCCAGGACUGCCCUGUGGCUGCCAAGUCCAAGAGUCUGGGAGAUCUGACUGCUGAUGACUUUGCUCCCAGCUUUGAGAGCAGGCCCCGCAACCCAGGCCGAGGCCUGGGGCCCCCAGGUGACCCACGGCCAGACGCCCUGACCGAGCAGCUGCGAUGGCUCACUGGCUUCCAGCAGGCUGGGGAUAUCACCUCUCCCACCAGCCUGGGCCCGGCUGGGGAGGGUGCGACAGUGGGGCCGCCCGGCUUCCUGCGGCGCUCCUCCUCCCGAAGCCAGAGCCGCGUGCGGGCCAUCGCCAGCCGGGCCCGCCAGGCCCAGGAGCGGCAGCAGCGGCUGCAGGGCCUGGGUGCACCGGGGCCCCCCGAGGAGCGUGGCACCCCAGAAGGUGCCUGCUCUGUGGGUCAGGAGAGCUGUGUGGACGCACCAGGCCCCCCAAAGGGGGCCCCUGGUCAGGUGUGUGGGGCCAGCACUAGCCCCCUCUUACUCAGACUCUGA